Molecule: messenger RNA, 966 nt
Organism: Chrysoperla carnea
Lineage: Eukaryota; Metazoa; Arthropoda; Insecta; Neuroptera; Chrysopidae
Exons: 5
Coding region: 164-904 (246 amino acids)
Source: RefSeq, a predicted model, not a curated record
UAAAUUGACUGUUUGAAAUAGAAAAUAAUAUUAUUAUGUAAUUCCAGGGUGUUUAUAUUUACGUUUGUAAUUGGUAUUAUUAAUCAAGUCGUCAGAAAAAUAAAAAUUUUCAUUUGGAAAUCGACAAAAUUUAUGUUGAAUUUUUAUAUUUAUAACCAUAAAAAUGAAACGUAGUGUAAUUCGCUGCACGUCAAGCUCAUCAAGUGAUUCACUUAGUUCGGACACGGAUUCUUCAUUGCCAUCAAAAGUAAGUCAAUCCCAACCCCGUCUUGUGGAACGUAAUCCUCAACCGAAUGGAGUGUGUUUAGUUAAUCCUAAACGUUCAGGGAAGCCACAAAGUCAGGAUAUUGUAGCUUUAGCAAAAGAAAUUAAAGACGCAAAUGCACUUAUAUCAGCUGUGACAUGUGGAAAAUUAAAAUUGAUUUCCGAUCAAAUAAAGCGACUGCAAGAGGAAGCUAUGGAAAUUAUCGAAGAGGGCUUACAAAAUUUAGAUUUACAUAAAGUAUCAUGCAACUUUAUUAAGAUUCCAGGUGCAGUUUAUCAUUUAUAUCAAAGAGAUUCAGGACAAAAAUAUUUCAGUAUGCUGUCACCAAAGGAUUGGAAUUCUACCCCACCACAUGAAUAUCUUGGAAGUUAUAAAUUAAAUUAUGAUCGAUCUUGGUCUGAAAUGAGUGAUUCUAAACAAAUAAGUCCAACUACACAUUAUUUUAUGCAAGAAUUUAGCGGUUUAGACCAGAAACAAUCAAGUGCAGAUUCAAUGAUUAGUGAAAGUGAAAUGGACGCAGAAUCUACAGAUUUUCAAAUGUGUAUACCAGAGGAUAAAUAUCGUCCAAAAAGUAGCUCCCAUAGUCGUAAAGCUUGUCGAAUAAUGAAAAAUGUACUUCGAUCAAGCGAAUAUGUAUGAUUUCCAAAUGUGUAGUUAAAUUUUUAUUUUUUUGCUUACAAUAAAAGAUUUAUUUAGUAUAA